This is a messenger RNA of Ceratitis capitata (Mediterranean fruit fly), 2138 nucleotides long. It is a transcript of the gene Osi6, whose product is annotated as keratin, type II cytoskeletal 3. The transcript is spliced from 2 exons. The record is from RefSeq and is a predicted model, not a curated record. NCBI's taxonomy places the organism in Eukaryota, Metazoa, Arthropoda, Insecta, Diptera, Tephritidae. The coding region runs from base 94 to 954 and encodes 286 amino acids.
CCAUUCGAAUAAACACACAGUGCAAACGGUGGUGAAGUAAAAUUUCGAACAAAAAAUAUAUAUAAAUACCUAUACAAACAAAACAAAAACAACAUGAAUUUAUAUCUCACUGCAACCUGUAUCCUGCUGCUGUCUGCUGGCGCCUUCGCUGAUCCCAUUAAGGAUAAUAAUGUCGUCACACCGGCUAGUGGUUUUAAUAAGUGCUUGGAAGCUGAUUCCAUCUCGUGCCUGCAAUUGACGCUCUUCCGUAAAGCGAAAUCGUUCUUUGAAAAUCCACAAAUCGAAAUUUUCGGCGGCGUCUCACUGAUCAAAUCCAACGAAGGGCGCCAGGGUAAAUCACUCGAUGACAAUGCCGUCGCCGUUGAGGCUGCACCCAGCGUUGAGGCACGCACCAGUGAAAUGGGCACCUACUUCAUGAAUCACGCCAAGAACUUCUUCGCUGAACGUUCAUUGAACUUCAACUUCGCUAAUGCCGCACGCUCCGUAGCUCGUGCCAUACCUGAUGACAUCAAGGCCGAUUUGCGUGAAUUGGUUGUUGAGUCGCGUACCAAGAAGAAGAAGUUGUUGAAAAAAUUCUUGCCCAUCUUGUUGGGUGUUGGUGCUAAGAUCGCUGUUUUGGGUGUUGGUGCUAUCUUCGGUCUGCUCUUCUUGGCCAAAAAAGCGCUCGUCGUGUCCGUCAUUGCCUUCUUCUUGGCCUUGGCUGCUGGUGCAUCAAGUGGUCUCAGCCGUUUGGGCGGCGGCGGCGGCGGUGGUCUGCUCGGCGGUCUUGGUGGUCUCUUCGGUGGCAAGAACUCUGCCGGUGCUGGUGCUAGUUCUGGCGGUUGGUCAUCCGGUGGUGGCAGUUCAGGCGGUUGGUCAUCGGGCGGUAACUCCGGUUGGGAUUCACAUGGUGCCUACAGCUCACCAGUUGCGCAAACUAUUGCCUACUCUGGUUACAAGCAAGCCAGACGAUAAGCUAGCGUGAUUCAUGGUGGAAGUUGAAGCGUGUGCUAAUUGCGUUAAAUUUGCAUAUUGGCGCGCUGAAAAGCCAAAAUAAAAUACUUAGGGUAAUGUAAACAAUACAAAACGAAGCAAACUACAAACUACAACCUACAGAUUAUAAACUACAAACAAAAAAAAACGAGAAAUAAACAAAAAGCAAAUAAUUUUCUCAAGCAUGUGGCUAAACUGUGAACGCCUGGGAAUGCAUCGGAAGGACGAUGGAUGAUUCAGCGAGUAACCGCAUGCUGGUGGCAAACGAACUGCAACGAAGUCUUAACAGUAAAUGCUAAAAAAGCGAAAAAAACACAAGAAAAACUUAAUUUAUUAUUAAUUUAUAUUAAUUUAUUUAUUAUCGCAAAUAUUUAUUUUGUAAUUGAUGUAAUGAAAUGUUAAACGACAAAGAAAAGGACGAAAGACGUUUGGAACAGCGGAAUGCAAAGCAAAAAUGCAAAACGAUUAUUCGUGUGCCUGAGGCAGUAAAGAGUUGAUCGGGAAGUGAGCGGCUCACACACACGCACCUACAUACAUGCACACAUUGAACCACUGCACUGUGUGAUUGUUGGCUUAACGUCAUCAUCAUGAUUCAUUUUUCGAUCAUUGUAAUUGAUUUAAAUCUUCAUCUAUUUUCAUGAUUUAACGUAACUUUUGAGCGUAAUGUUUUCAUACAUUUACAUUGCUUGUUGCAUCUGUAUGUAUGUAUGUAUGAUACUACAUACAUGCAUCAUUUUGUUGUGGCUGUUGUUGUUAUCACGAAAUCACUGCCAAGGUCAAAACGAGGAAGCUAUUUCCAACAUCUAACUAUGGUUGUAUACAUACACACAUUUGUUUGUUUGUUUGAUUUCGUGUGGACAUCGACACGCCGACGACAGCUACACCUGCCACACAUACGACUGUUGCACAUAUAUAUAAGUCAUUUAAUUCGCACAUAUAUAAAUAACAUCGUGUAUUCUUACAUAUAAUACUAGUCAGCUGAUUGUGCAACGUGAACAGAAAAAGCGAAAUUAAAUCAUCACCGUUACCACUACUACAUACUGCACUUUACUACCAUUUCCUGCUGCUAUGUGACCUCUGUAUUUCUGGUGCUAUCUGCUACUACUACACUUGUAGUAUUUUCUACUACGUUUUCUACUACUAUUUCAAAACUAUUUCUACUACUA